AUUCACUUCAAAUCUUGUGUUUAUGAUCUUAAAAAUGCAGCGGUUUUUAAGGUUGAUUUUGUUUUCUCCGAUUCGAUUCUCUGUAUAAUGCGAUCCCACUCAUAUGUGACUAAUUGGGUUUUUGCCCAUAUAAAGGAAGCAAAAUUCAGGUGAUGAAGGAAAAAGAUGAAGAUGUCGGCUUUGAAGUGAAGAAAUUGGAGAUUUAACAAAUUCAGAAGUUUGAGGGAAAUUUACAGCAUUGGAAUCCCUCUAGACACUGCUGGUUAGGAUUGGGAAUGGAGGAAUUAACAGCUGCAAGAUCAAGAAAUCCCCUAAGCAGCUGAAUCGUGUGACCAGAAAGGGGCUGAUUGUUGUGAAUUGUGAUCGUCUGCUUUUCUUUUACUUGAGAUUCUUGAAUCUGAUUUCUGAUAGCGUUCGAGCGAGAGAGAGAUUUUCAUGUCUCGGAAGCUGAUUUCUACAAGAGUUUAUGGUCAAGACAUGGACUUCCCAACAUCACUUAUUUUGCUUGGCCGGACACAAGAAGGUGGGUUGGGAUUUAGAGUUAGACCACUUUGACAUGUUUACUUCUUUGAGAUUGAGCUACCCUAUUUUGGAAACCAAAGGAACCUCGACUUCACUAUGAUUUACCUCCGAGCCCUCCGACUCUUCCCAUCAUUGGUCAUCUUCACCUUCUUCUCUCUGUUCUAGUCCACAGAUCUUUACAGACACUCUCCACCAAGUAUGGGUCUAUUCUCUAUCUUCGCGUCUUCAGUUUCCCUGUAGCCCUCGUCUCCUCAGCAUCUAUUGCUUAUGAGAUCUUCAGGGAACACGACGUGAACAUCUCGUCUCGUGGUUUCCCUCCUACCGAUGAUUCCCUUUUUGCUGGAUCUUUCAGCUUCACCUCUGCUCCCUAUGGAGAUUACUGGAAGUUCAUGAAGAAGCUCCUGGUCACGAACUUGCUUGGACCCCAGGCACUCGAGCGGUCACGAGGAUUCCGUGCAGAUGAGCUAGAUCUGUUUUACGAGAACCUGUUGGAUAAAGCGAUGAAGAAGGAGAGCGUGGAUAUCUGUGUGGAGGCGUUGAAGCUCAGUAACAACAGCAUCUGCAAGAUGAUCAUGGGGAGGAGUUGUUCAGAGGAGAAUGGUGAGGCAGAGAGAGUUAGGGCUUUGGCUACCCAGUUAGAUGGCUUGACGAAGAAGAUCUUAUUGGCGAACAUGUUGCGUGCGGGGUUUAAAAAGCUUGUUGUCUCACUGUUUAGAAAGGAAAUGAUGGAUGUUUCCAGCAGAUUUGAUGAGCUGCUCGAAAGGAUCCUUGUGGAACAUGAAGAUAAACUGGACAUGCAUCAUCAAGGUACAGACUUAGUGGACGCGUUGUUGGCAGCUUGUCGGGACAAAAAUGCAGAGUAUAAGAUCUCUAGGAACCAUAUCAAGUCGUUUUUCGCGGAUCUCUUAUUUGCAAGCACUGACACCUUUGUGCAAACAACACAGUGGACAGUGGCGGAGAUCAUUAAUAACCCUAAUGUUCUUGAGAGAUUGAGAGGAGAAAUCGAUUCCGUGGUCGGGAAAGCAAGGUUGAUUCAAGAAACUGAUUUGCCAAACCUCCCUUAUUUGCAAGCGGUGGUCAAGGAAGGGCUAAGACUGCAUCCGCCGGGGCCUCUCUUUGCAAGGUUCUCCCAAGAAGGGUGUAGGAUCGGAGGGUUCUAUGUACCGGAGAAAACAACAUUAAUGAUUAAUGCUUAUGCUGUGAUGAGAGAUUCUGAUUCUUGGGAAGAUCCUGAUGAGUUUAAACCAGAGAGGUUUCUAGCUUCGUCAAGAUCAGAGCAGGAAAAGGAGAGAAGAGAGCAAGCAAUUAAGUACAUUGCUUUCGGAAGCGGACGAAGAAGCUGUCCUGGAGAAAAUCUAGCAUAUAUCUUUUUAGGAACUGCAAUUGGAGUGAUGGUACAGGGAUUUGAGUGGAGAAUCAAAGAAGAGAAAGUUAACAUGGAAGAGGCUAAUGUAGGACUGAGCUUGACCAUGGCUUAUCCUCUUAAGGUCACUCCUGUUCCUCGAACCCUAGUCCCCUUAACUCAGAAUCCACUGAACCGGAGUUCAUGAAUCUUUGUGAUGUUUGCGGCUUCUUGGCUCCCUGGAUUUACAACGUUUUCCUGGCAAACUCAUCAAAUUUCUUCAAACCAAUGCUCGCAUAUUCAUCAGAACAAGCUCCUCGACAUCAACGCACUCUCACAACUCACAAGCUCCAAGCUAGCCUUCAAUAUCUUCAUUCAACCAUAAUCUCACUUGGAAACCAAGCUCAAGACAAAACUCCUAUGACUGUGAUCUGCCUCCAAGCCCUCCUUCUAUGCCAAUCAUCGGCCAUCUUCACCUUAUCCUCUCUUCUCUUGUCCACAAGUCUUUUCAAAAAAUCUCCUCCAAGUACGGACCUCUCCUCCAUCUCCGCAUCUUCAACGUCCCCAUAGUCCUCGUCUCCUCUGCGUCAGUGGCCUACGAUAUCUUCAGGGUGCACGAUGUAAACGUCUCUUCUCGCGGUCCCCCUCCAUUCGAGGAGUCACUCUUGUUCGGAUCUUCCAGCUUCAUCAGCGCUCCCCUCCCUAUGGAGAUUACUGGAAGUUCAUGAAGAAGCUAAUGGUCACAAAGCUGCUUGGACCGCAUGCACUCGAGAGGUCACGAAAAAUCCGUGCAGAUGAACUAUACCGGUUAUACACAAACCUGCUUGACAAGGCGAUGAAGAAGGAGAGUGUUGAGAUCGGUAAGGAAACAAUGAAGCUCACUAACAAUACCAUUUGCAAGAUGAUCAUGGGGAGGAGUUGUUCGGAAGAGAACGGUGAGGCAAAAAUAGUCAGGGGUUUGAUUGCCGAGUCAUUUACUUUGUCGAAGAAAUUUUUCUUGGCAGCAACUUUGCGCAGGUUGCUGGAAAAGCUCGGGAUCUCGUUGUUCCAGAAGGAGAUAAUGGGUGUUUCCCGUGGAUUCGACGAGCUACUAGAGAGGAUUCUGAGGGAGCAUGAAGAGAAACCGGACGAGCAUCAUGAUACAGACAUGAUGGACGCAUUGUUGGCUGCUUAUAAUGACGAAAAAGCCGAGUAUAAGAUCACUAGAAACCAGAUCAAGGCGUUUAUAGUGGAUAUGUUCAUAGCGGGCACUGACAUCUCAGCGCUAACGACACAGGGGACAAUGGCUGAGAUCAUUAACAACCCUAACGUUCUUGUGAGAAUUAGAGAAAAAAUCGAUUCUGUUGUAGGGAAAUCAAGGUUGAUUCAAGAAACGGAUCUACCAAAGCUCCCUUACUCACAAGCGGUAGUCAAAGAAGGGCUGAGAUUGCACCCGCCUACGCCUCUCAUGGUAAGGGAGUUCCAAGAAGGGUGUAAGGUCAAAGGUUUCUACAUACCAGCGAGCACAACCCUUGUUGUUAAUGGUUAUGCUGUGAUGAGAGAUCCAAAUGUCUGGGAAGAGCCUGAGGAGUUUAAGCCGGAGAGGUUUCUAGCUUCUUCAAGAUUAAGGGAAGAAGAAGAGAUAAGAGAGCAAGCCCUCAAGUACAUUGCAUUUGGUAGCGGAAGGAGAGGAUGUCCUGGAACAAAUAUAGCGUAUAUCUUUGUAGGAACGGCGAUUGGAAUGAUGGUGCAAUGCUUUGACUGGAAAAUCAAAGGAGACAAGGUUGACAUGAAAGAGGCCAUUGGAGGACUGAACCUGACAUUGGCUCAUCCCCUUAAGUGCACUCCUGUUGCUCGAUCCCCAAAACCUUUUUAAGUUCAAAUUAUUAAAACCGAUGUUCGAUGUUUGAUGUUGGUGACUGGACUAUAGUGUUGUAAGAUGAAUGAAGUUAUAAUAAUAACGAAGCUUGCU
Messenger RNA from Arabidopsis thaliana (thale cress), 3815 nucleotides. RefSeq names its product cytochrome P450, family 705, subfamily A, polypeptide 15 (gene CYP705A15). Gene Ontology annotation, cellular component: membrane. The transcript has 6 exons. Lineage: Eukaryota; Viridiplantae; Streptophyta; Magnoliopsida; Brassicales; Brassicaceae. The record is from RefSeq and is marked reviewed. Bases 912 to 2072 code for a protein of 386 amino acids. Gene Ontology annotation, molecular function: oxidoreductase activity, acting on paired donors, with incorporation or reduction of molecular oxygen; iron ion binding; heme binding.